Molecule: messenger RNA, 1642 nt
Organism: Helianthus annuus (common sunflower)
Lineage: Eukaryota; Viridiplantae; Streptophyta; Magnoliopsida; Asterales; Asteraceae
Product: golgin subfamily A member 6-like protein 22
Exons: 3
Coding region: 381-1418 (345 amino acids)
Source: RefSeq, a predicted model, not a curated record
ACCUGUACAACCCAUCACUUUUGCCACCCCUACAUAAAAUUAACAAAAUACCUUUUUAAUUAACAUACAUUUUAGAUGGAGUCACUGCUAGGAGCAGAUAGAAAAUGAUACUUUUUAAACCAUUGAGUAAAAACGUUAAAAGUAUCAAACCUCAUGGAACAAAAAUGAAGUUUACUCAAAUUCAAUUAGGGCAUCCCCAUUUGAGUCUCCAUCGAAACCAUUCAUCUUCUCAAAAUUUAGGGUAAAUAAAUCCCCAUCUCCAUUCUCUAUCCCCAAAUUGGUAUUCGAAAUUGGUAUUCUUCUCAUCUCCCUCCUCACAAAAUUCCUAUUCUCCCUCCAUAAUCUAAACCCUGAAGAUCAAGAACCACGAUCAAGAAGAUAUGCAUUCACAAGACCAAAACCUUGAUGGUUCUCCACCCUUGCUCACCAACAAUCCAACAAGCGUUAAGAAAUCAACGAGGGGUGUGAACUUCAGCCCCGAAGAAGACAAGUUACUUGUCUCUGCAUGGCUAAGUUGCGAUAUUGACGCCAUUCAAGGAACGGAUCAGAAACACACUCAACUUUGGGAAAAAAUCUACGAGUACUUUCAACAACAUAAAGAAACUGCAACCGAACGGUCAAUCAAGUCCUUAACAAAUCGAUGGUCGUGUAUUCAAAAGGCCACGAAUGCAUUUUGUUCGACACUAGCUCAAGUUGAAGGAUUGAAUAAAAGUGGCAUGACUACACAAGAUAAGAUUGAUAAGGCGAAUAUUAUGUACGAAUCACAAGAAAAAUGCCGGUUCCAGUUUCGGCAUUGUUGGCGAUUAUUAAAAGACCAACCGAAGUGGAUUUCGCGCGAUGUAAAGCAAAGGAAAAUGAUGUUCCAAUCCCCAACUCCGACACUAAACCCAACCCCGAUACAAUGUUCGGGCCCAAUAGAUGAUUCAGUUUUCGAUCUCGAAACGGGUAAUGUGAUCGAGAACGACGUUAUCGAAUUGGACCGACCCACGAGCAGAAAAUCCGAAGAAGGAAAACGAAAGGUGCACGACACGCAAGCAGAGGAAAUUAUCCGACUCAAAAAGAUGAAAUAUACGCUUUUAGAGGAGUCACGCGCUCAAGAGGAUAAAAUCUAUCGCUAUAAAGCCGAGAAGAUGGAGUAUGACAAGGAGAAAGAAGAAAAAAAGUUACGUCUUGAAGAAGAAAGGUUGAGGUUAGAGGCCGAGAAAAUCCGUCAAGAAGAUGAAAGGUUGAGGCUCGAGGCCGAGAGAAUUCGUCAAGAAGACGAAAGAUUGAGGAUCGAGGCAGAGAAAACGGAGAUUGAAAAGAGAGAAGCGGAUCAGCGAAUUAUGAUGAUGGAUGUGAGUGUCAUGCCGGAAAUGCAACGGCUAUAUUUCGAGGAACUUCGGAGGGAAAUCAUGUUGAGACGUCGACAAACUUGAAACGAUCAACUUUGAAGCCCGAAAACUAAACUAGUACAUACAUAUGAUUAUAUGAAUGUUCAGUCUACUUGAUGCUAACCUCAUACUUUUGUGCUUUUGUUGGAGGGGGUGCUAAUACUUGUUUUGGUUGCUUAGUUUAGCAAGCACUCUAUUUUGUGUUAGUUGAAUUUUAACUCUUAUAUAACUAUUAGCAAAAUUGUAGUAAUUUUCAUCUUAUUUCCUCA